ACGGGCUAGCGGGCGGGUUGCUGGGGCGCCUCCACCUCCUCUUCCUAAAGCGGCGAGGCGCAGAGGAGAGGCAUCACUCGAGCCCAGGUCCCAGCCGCUGCCACACACAGCGCCCCGCGUUCAGCAAGAGGAGCAACUGCGGAGGCGGCGGACACAGCGGCGGGCGCGCGCCAGGAAGGCCCCGAUCGAAAAGCCUGGGAGGGCCGCCUGGCUACCCCUGUAGGAGGAGCCAACUGAGCCAAGGCGCCACCGCCAGCCACCGAAGCAGUGCGGAGGGAGCAGCGGUCGCCUUCAUGGCCCACUCAUCGGUGGCGGUCCAAGUGCCCGGGAUGCAGAAUAAUAUAGCUGAUCCAGAAGAACUAUUCACAAAAUUGGAACGCAUUGGAAAAGGCUCAUUUGGAGAAGUUUUCAAAGGAAUUGAUAACCGUACCCAGCAAGUGGUUGCUAUUAAAAUCAUAGACCUUGAGGAAGCCGAAGAUGAAAUAGAAGACAUUCAGCAAGAAAUAACUGUUCUGAGUCAGUGUGACAGCUCCUAUGUAACAAAAUACUAUGGAUCAUAUUUAAAGGGUUCAAAAUUAUGGAUAAUAAUGGAAUACCUAGGUGGUGGUUCAGCACUGGAUCUUCUGCGAGCUGGUCCAUUUGAUGAGUUCCAGAUUGCUACCAUGCUAAAGGAAAUUUUGAAAGGUCUGGACUAUCUGCAUUCAGAAAAGAAAAUUCACCGCGACAUAAAAGCUGCUAAUGUCUUACUCUCAGAACAAGGGGAUGUCAAACUUGCUGACUUUGGAGUCGCUGGACAGCUGACAGAUACACAAAUUAAGAGAAACACCUUUGUGGGAACUCCAUUUUGGAUGGCUCCAGAAGUUAUUCAGCAGUCAGCUUAUGACUCAAAAGCGGACAUCUGGUCACUGGGAAUUACUGCCAUUGAACUAGCCAAGGGAGAGCCACCCAACUCUGAUAUGCACCCGAUGAGAGUUCUGUUCCUUAUUCCAAAAAACAAUCCUCCCACUCUUGUUGGAGAUUUUACUAAGUCUUUUAAGGAGUUUAUUGAUGCUUGCCUGAAUAAAGAUCCAUCAUUUCGUCCUACAGCUAAAGAACUUCUGAAACAUAAAUUCAUUGUAAAAAAUUCGAAGAAGACUUCUUAUCUGACAGAACUGAUAGACCGAUUUAAGAGAUGGAAAGCAGAAGGACACAGUGAUGAUGAAUCUGAUUCUGAGGGCUCUGAUUCGGAAUCCAGCAGCAGGGAAAAUAAUACUCACCCUGAAUGGAGUUUCACCACUGUGCGAAAGAAGCCCGAUCCAAAGAAACUACAGAAUGGGGCAGAGCAAGACCUUGUGCAAACCCUGAGCUGUUUGUCUAUGAUAAUCACUCCUGCAUUUGCUGAACUUAAACAGCAGGAUGAGCAUAAUACAAGCAGGAAUCAAGCGAUUGAAGAACUCGAGAAAAGUAUUGCUGUGGCUGAAGCUGCCUGCCCGGGCAUUACAGAUAAAAUGGUGAAAAAACUAAUUGAAAAAUUUCAAAAGUGUUCUGCAGAUCAAUCCCCCUAAGAAACUCGUCGGUGGCUUCUGUUUCAUAUGGACCCAGAAAACCCACGAAAGCUACUUCAAGUUUAACAAUGCUUUACUCAUGAGCUCUUUGUGCCUUUUGGAUCUUUGCAACAUUGAAGUUUUGGAAGAAGCUGUUUAACUAUUUUGUGAUGGUGUUUAUCAUUUUAUAUUUUAAAGAGAUUAUCUGGUAAUGAGUAACUUUUAAUACUAUACUUUCACCUGUAUUGUAGUAAAUGUUGAGAUGCAGUUUUGCUUUUAGGUAUCACUAUCUCUUAAGUUUUGAGUAGGAAUACCUUUCAUACUUUGAUCUUUAGUUAACUGUACACAUGAAACAUACAGGGCUUGCAAAAUCAUUCUAAAAUAUUUAACUCUGGUAAAUUAUCAAGGUUCAAAAAGCUUUUUCUACACAAGCAUAUUAACAAAGUGACUCUCUGGGAAGUUAGAAAUAAGUCAUACCUUCUUAAAGUAGAAGUUUUUAAAGAGGCUCUUGGAAGUGAAACCUUAGAAGGUACAAUGAUUCUUAACACCAAGUUGGUAUGAGGUCAGGCAGCUCAAUGAUGAUCACAUUUGAGAGCCCUGUUUGAAGCAUUUAUAGGCAACAUGUCGCAACAGAAGUACCUCUUGGUGUGCAAUAUUCAUCUUCUCUGUUAGAUGAAAGAGGCGAUUAACCCAUAUUUAAUAUGGUUAGAAAUUUGAAGAAAUAUCAGUAUUGGUAUUUGGUAACACUGGAGGAAGUAGUCUGGCUUCAUUCUUUAAAUCUUCAAUGCAAACGCAUAUUAUGUGCUUAGAGUUAGAGAGCUUAUAACAAAGCUAAUCGUCCUGUGAUUAAAUACCUGAUCAACAGGUGUGAAUAUAAAUUACACCAGCAUAUUUUUGUCAUGGCAGUAAAUUGUUCUAUAAACUAUUUAUAUGUUUUUGUUCUGCAUAAUUCUCAGCAUAUAAGCAUCAUGUGUUCAUUUCUGAAAGGGUAUUUAAAUGAGUAUUUUACACUUCCUAUGAAAAUGAUCAUAGUACAGAAUGAUUUCUCUCCAAAGGUAAGUUAGACUGUACAGUUAAUUUUCAUUUAUAUUUAUGGUACACUUAAGUGGGUAAUACCUUUUUCUUUUAAGCCAAAAAUAUCUAUUGUGCCCGCUUAUUUGCUGAAUGGUGGUUAUAUAUCAGUAGUUGUAGAACUGUUGGUAUUAAUUACUUUUGAUAGUUAAUGUUUUAUUGUUUGGAUCAGCACAUUUGGUUUUUGCACAAAUUGUUUUUUAGAAAUCUGAAUAUUUGCCAAAUAUUAGAAAAAAGGUGUUCUGCAAAUAAAGAGUACAGUGUGGUUGAAGUGGCCAUUAAAACUUUUUUCUCAUUCAGACAGUUGAGAAAGUUGUGUGUCACAUGCCAAGAAAAUUCUUUUCAUUGGUGCCUAUACUGUAACAAUUACUUUUAAUGCAUUGUAUUUGGAAGUAAUGGUUCAGUUAAAUAUUUUGCCUGCUCUGUGACUGAAACUUAAUUAUAGUUUAUAAUCUGUAGCGCUCUGAAAUAAUUUUGCAAUUCAUACCAUGGAUCAAAUCAAUAUUUUUGUAAAAGUAAAAGCAACACGUUUAUAGAUUGAUUGUUUGAAACCUCACAGCACAAUGGCUUCACAGAUACAAAUUGUAUGGCUUGUUCAUUAUAGUUAUUAGUCCUGUAAACUGUUUCUAAGUGAAGUAUACUCCAGUGUUUUAGGGGUCUUGAAAAAUAAACAUUUAAAUUUCACGAUC
Messenger RNA from Chinchilla lanigera (long-tailed chinchilla), 3283 nucleotides. It is a transcript of the gene Stk26, whose product is annotated as serine/threonine protein kinase 26. The coding region runs from base 294 to 1544 and encodes 416 amino acids. Gene Ontology annotation, biological process: protein phosphorylation. Gene Ontology annotation, molecular function: protein kinase activity; ATP binding. Lineage: Eukaryota; Metazoa; Chordata; Mammalia; Rodentia; Chinchillidae. The transcript has 12 exons. The record is from RefSeq and is a predicted model, not a curated record.